AUCGCUAUCUGGUACCCGACAUCAGGUAUACGAGCAGUUCCCAAAGGAAAUUGUCGAGAAACGUAGGCAGCUGGUGCCAAAAAUGAAGGCGGCGAGAAGGGACGGCAAACAAGCGUGGAUAGUGUAUGACAAACUGUUUAUUGACGGAAAGCAAGUUGAGGACUAGGAUUACGCAGGGGACAAUAUCUCGACUGCACAAGUUUACUCAGAUUUUGCGACGAGGGUGACAGAAAUUGACGACUACAGAAGCACUUCCGGUGCUCUGGGCGAGCUUUUUGCACGGGGUGUGACUGAAUGCGCAAGGGAGUGCAGACAGAUUGCUGAAUGCAUUUCUUUCUUCUACAACAAACAAACAAGACUGUGUCAACUUCAUGAUAUUGUGUUUGUAGACCACGGACCAAGUCUAACAUAUGUCUAUAAGACGCACCAUUACAAAAUGAAUAGAGUGGUGCCAAAUUUCACAUGUCCAUUAGCCCCGCCAGAUGCUGGUUAUAACACAGCAGUGUUGUCAGAUAACUCCGUCUUUACAUACAGAAUAGUAUGGACUCUUGCGGAUAAGGUCACAGCGGAGACGGCCUGUGUGACUGACGGUGCUGGACUGGUUAAAGUCCUGUCAUUGACAAAAAUGCAAACACUAGUUAAUCUGUUUACUACAUGUCCAGGUUACGUGUAUGCAGGCGACUAUUGGAUAGACGGAAGCAACAUAAAUGCGGCUGACUUCUUCGACAUCGCUGAGUGGUCGACAUCUGACAGUGAACCUUUACCGACAACUGAUCAGUUCUGGGCUCCGGAACGUCCGUUGGAUCCAGAUAUACACCACUGUGUUGCCCUUUGGGCGGCUGACGACUACCAAUGGGCUAACCUUCCUUGUACAUACACUAAUUACUAUAUUUGCGAAAAAUGAAAAAAAAAGACUGUCAGAGAUAUAUAUUCCAGACCAAGAAAAAAUGUUUCACAGACGUUUUCAUCAGUAUAACAUCCAUAACAUCCGUCAAACAUAAAGUGUGUCACUUUGUAUAACGGUGUUGUUGGGAGAGCGAAAGAACUUUAUCUUCUUCUUUAUUCAUACUCAAUUAGACCUCUAUCACUCUCAUCCCUGGAUAUAUUCAAAUGUAAACGUUCCAUCAUCCAAAGCAGCAAUCAUUGAUACAAUGAUUAUAGUUAAACAAGGAGUACGGAUCGUGUUAUUGUAACGGUUUUCAAAGACAUUCCUUCUUCUUUAUCUGUUGUGUGCUUUGCACACAAUAGAUGAAUUAUUUUAGUAUCCAGAGGUCUGUUUCAUAAAAGUUAUAGGUUUCAUUCCAAGGUAAGUUCUCUCCAAAGUACAGCUUUUUGCAAAACAUGUUAUAAAAUGAAUUGACUUAAAAGAUUUUCAUAAAACGUCUUUUACCUACAGUCGAAUCAUGACCUGAGUAGCCGCAUGAAACAGGCUUCUAGAGUCUAAUCUACCGUACCCCACCAACUCAUACUUCUAUAACUAUUUUUUCUACAUGGAAUUUGUUAAAUAUAAAUAACUGUUCACAUAGUUUGAUCAUAUCAUCAUUGUUACGAUAUUUACGAUAAAAAUAACUGGUGGCAUUUGUCUUUAGUGCCAUUAUUUCCAAAGCUCAUGAACACAAAACAGUGUUGCAAUCUGAAAUGUAAACUGUGAUGCUAGGUAUCGCAAAACAUUACAGACCGGUAAUUCCAGCGUUCUUAAAAUCGGGUCUGAUAUUGUAUGUUUUGCAUUGUGCUUAUUUGUAUAAAUCUGUAAGUUACAUUUUUGUAAAACAAAAAUACUUCCUACAUGCUAACACGUUUUUCUAUUCAAAAUAGUUAUUAACAUAAAAUGUAUAUAAAACAUGUUAAAAUGAUAAAGUUCUAAAGAAAAAUGUCAUUGAAUCCGUCAUCAGGUAUGCAGGAGAGGUCACCAAUGACCAUUGUUGUCCGAGUUUUAAUUGGGUUGUCUCCCUUAGAAUGAUUAUAUUAACCUUUUGCCUGCUGGCGGCAAAUAUUUCUGCCUUUGCGACCAGUGCAGACCAAGAUCAGCCUGCACAUCCGUGCAGGCUGAUCAUGGUCUGCACUGUUCGCUAUUCAGUACCUAAUUUUUCAGCAAACACCCCUUCAAUAAAUAAAUGGUAUUGCCCAUAUUGAACGAUGGACCAGUCCAUUUUAGAAAUUCAGCAGGGUAAGGGUUAAAUUCUGAUUUUUUUCUGAAAUGUAUACUUUAUCAGCUGCAGCGAACUUAAGUCAGGCACACGAACCAUCCUACCCCUGUCAACUAUCAGUCAAAGACUUUUAACAUGAGCACAGGUUUUAUCAUGUUUUAUAAGUACCAAGUGUUGCCGUGGAAAAAAGGGGUGUCCUCAACCAAAGUUUGUGUGGGUUUUCUGCACACAUUUACAAAUAUAUUUAUUUUUUACAAACAAAAGAUUGCAAAAAUGUUUAUUAAAACUUACAAUGGUCUAUUCUAAAUAUGGUUGUUUGAAAAUCUACUAUGUAAACUUGUAUGAUUUUGUUACCUGUGUAGGUUUGUAACCUGUGUUGAUUUGUUACCUGUGUGGAUUUGUUACCUGUGUGGUUUUGUUAUCUGUAUCAAUUUGAUGUCUGUAUCAUUUUGUUGCCUGAAUGAUUGUGUUCUUUGUAUGAUCUUUUUGCCUGUAUGGUUUUGUUGCAUGUGCCAUUUUGUUACAUUUGUGAUUGUGUUGCCUGUAUGAUUUUGUUGCCUGUGUAUGAUUCUGUUACCUGUAUGAUCUUGUUGCCUGUAUGAUGUUUUCGUCUGUAUGGUUUUCUUGCAUGUAUGAUUUUGUUGAAAUUUUGUUGCGUAGGUGAUUUUGAUACCUCUAUGAUUUUGUUGCCUGUACGCUUUGUUGCAUGUAUGGUUUUGUUACUUGUAUGAAGUUGUUGCCUCUAUGAGUUUGUUAUCUGUAUGGUUUUGUUGCCUGUAUGGUUUUCUUACAUGUAUGACUUUGUUGCCUGUAUAAUUUUGUUGCCUGUGUAUGAUUCUGUUACCUGUAUGAUCUUGUUGCCUGUAUGACGUUUUCGUCUGUAUGAUUUUCUUGCAUGUAUGAUUUUGUUGAAAUUUUAUUGCGUAGGUGAUUUUGAUACCUCUAUGAUUUUGUUGCCUGUACGCUUUGUUGCAUGUAUGGUUUUGUUAAUUGUAUGAACUUGUUGCCUCUAUGAGUUUGUAAUCUGUAUGGUUUUGUUGCAUGUAUGGUUUUGUUACAUGUGCGAUUUUGAUACGUGAGUAAUUUUGUUACUUGUAUGACUUUGCUGCCUGUAUGAUUUUGUUGCCUGUACGCUUUGUUGCAUGCGUGAUUUGUUACCUGUAUGAUCUUGAUUUUUGCCUGUAUGAUUUUGUUGCCUGUAUGAGUUUUUUGCAUGUGUGAUUCUGUUACCUGUAUGAUCUCGUCACCUCUAUGAUUUUGUUACCUGUAUGGCAGUUUGCCUGUAUGACUUUGUUACAUGUGUGAUUUUGUUGAGAUAUUGUUUAUAAUAUUAUGGAGAUGAAAUUCACCAGAGCACUCGAAUUGAUGCCCAGUUUGUAAAAUUUCAUCCUCCUUUAAUGCUGUACCAUAAUAUACUCUCUUUUUCGGAUAAACACUAUUUGUAAUCCCGUAUGCAAUUAGUAGACUUUAAUUUCCAUAUACUAGAAUUUGUGGAUUUUUAAGAUUCUGUUUUUCAGUUUUGCCGCAUUUGUUCUCCUACCACCGGAAUGCACCUGCCAUUGCACAUGACUUUCGUUUUGAUAACUGUUAUCUUGGGCUGGACAAUAAUUCGACACAUUGUUUUAUUCGGGACAUUUAUGUGUGAGUGAUAACAUUCUGAUUAUGGGUAGAUAUGCUAGGGUCAUCGGGACAGACUGGACAUUUAUGGUGUACCAAACGGCACAAUAUUAAUAUUUUGUUCAUAUACAGCGAAGUUGUCUAGCUAAUUGUAAAACUGACUGAAACGAAGUCUUUAUUCACCAUGUAUGCUAUCAUAUUGGGCUUACAGAAAAAAUAAAGCUAUUUUCAUGUAAAGUUUCAAACUUUUAUUUAUUAGAAUGACUACAUUUGCAUAUAUGUACAAUUAAAUCAAAUGCUUAUUUAUCUGAACUGAUAAGGCCCAGGAAAACAGGAAAAUAAUGCAUACCGCUUAGACUGUUCUUAAAAUUAAAUUUUAACACUUCUAAGAUUUUCUUUUUAUGUAAACAAAGAAGGCUUUUACCCUGUAUUGUCUUGUCGAUUAAAACACGUUUCGCAAAAUGACCUAAUUUUGGCUAUUCCAGUUUACUUUCACAAUUCACGCCUAAAAAGGAUUCCAGAUUAGUAUCCCCUCCUGGUGUUAUUCGAACAUGUUAGAAUAUAAAAAGAAUUUAGUUUUGCGUGCUUUGUUGGCAAAUAUAAAACAUAUUUUUUUUCGUUCAGUUGCGUCGUAAUUAAUCACUCAGACCUUCGUGAUUAGAUUGCUACGCAUCUGAACUCAAAACCGUGCUUUAUUUGCCAACAAAGCACGGAAAACUUAAACCUAUUUCCCAAAUAAAUCACGAAUGUCAGCCUUUGGUACAUGUAUAAUCUUUACUGUUAUACUCUCAAUGUCUCAGCGAUUUUCAGCCUGAAAUAAACUAAUAUAAAAUUAUGGCAA
Mercenaria mercenaria is the source of this 4605-nucleotide messenger RNA. Its product is annotated as type-2 ice-structuring protein-like. The transcript is spliced from 5 exons. The record is from RefSeq and is a predicted model, not a curated record. Bases 437 to 904 code for a protein of 155 amino acids. Lineage: Eukaryota; Metazoa; Mollusca; Bivalvia; Venerida; Veneridae.